CGAGGCCGCCGCCGUUGUCACCCGCUGUCCUUGUCAGGCGCUGUCGCUGUCACCCUUCUCCAGGUGUCACCCGCUGUCGUGCCGCGGAGCGCCAAAGCUCCUAGCGCGUCACCUGCCUCGACCCCCCCCCGCACCGUGCGGGGAGAUGGUACAGCCCGGCGGGCAGGCCGGGGCUCUGAGCGCCCCCUGGCGGCGCUGGCGGGGCGGCGGCUCCGCGCUCCCCCCGCGGCCGCUCGGCGCUGGGAGAGCCCCGGGAUGCACCCGGAGAGCCCCGGGAAGCACCGGGAGAGCCCCGGGAUGCACCAGGAGAGCCCCGGGAAGCACCGGGAGAGCCCCGGGAUGCACCAGGAGAGCCCCGGGAAGCACCAGGAGAGCCCCGGGAAGCACCGGGAGAGCCCCGGGAUGCACCAGGAGAGCCCCGGGAAGCACCGGGAGAGCCCCGGGAUGCACCAGGAGAACCCCGGGAUGCACCCGGAGAGCCCCGGGAUGCACCGGGAGAGCCCCGAGAAGCACCGGAGCAUUGGCAUCGCGGCCGAGCCGCUCCCUUCUCCCGCCGGUGGUCUGGAAAUAAGGACAACAUCAGCUGUCCCCGCCCCGCCGGGACCUGCCCUGCAGGCAGAAAAUCGUGGUUGUUCAAAGCAGCUGGGGGAAAAAAAAUCAAGGGAAAUGCAUUUAUUUAGUUGUUCAAGGUGAAAGAAGAGAAACUGUUCAGAUUUGGAUGGAUACUGUUUCAGCAAGGAUCGCCGAUAAGUUACAUUAAGUAUUAAGUAACACAUUAAAUAUUAAGUUACAUUACAUUAAGUACAAUAAGUGCAUUAACUGUUACAUCAGUAUGCUGGUUUCUUUUCUUGAUACCUGCCUUUCCCCUUCCUAACUAGAUUUUAGGAAUAUCUUUCUAAGCUGCACCAAUUCAAGGUUCAAUUCCUAAAUUUUAGAAUUAUUCUUGGAAAUGCAAGUCAGAGCUUCUGAGCAUGUGCCUGACUGAGCAAAGAACUUGGAUUUUUGGUGAUUUCCUUAAGACAUGACAUUUAUGUCCUAAAGUACGGUGUGUUACUUAGGAUGGUUUCCAGUUAUUUUCUCAGGGGCUGGGACUGGAUGAUCUUUAAGGUCCCUUCCAACCCAAAUAUUCUGUGAUUCCAUGAUUCUCCUUCAAUGGUAGUGACAUGCCAUGAAAAGAAGACCAGUAAAUCACGUGUAAAAGUUUUGUGCAGACCGUGAUUAUUUCAUUAUUAUUUCAUCCUUUUCUAACCCUUAAACUUGACACUCAGCAAGUUUGCCAAAAUCUGAGAGCAACAAAACAAUUCCCACACAACAGAGCUGGGAGAGAAGCGGGAAGGCAGUUAAAAAAAGAGAAAGGAAAUAAAUAAUUGAUAAAUUUGUGUUGAACAAUGCAUGCCCUGUGCAGAGCCCCAGCCUGGCACAGUCUGGCUUGAGCCUGCUGCCAGCAAACAGCCCUCCCCUGGCACUCUGCCCUGUCCCAGCUCUCUUCCCAGUGCACAUUCCCUCUUCUAGGGGCAGCAGGGAAUGGGUGCAGCUCCUCCUGGACACGCUCCUUCCUGACCAAUAUGUUCUGCCUCUUGUUCCCACCUCCAACAGCUGCUUCUCCUUCCCCGAGUCCCACACCACAGCUGCAAAGGUGGGGAAAACAUUUGUCCCCUGUCCUUCCUUCUGCUCAUCCCACGGGAAGCUGUUUAUCAUCAACACCUCCAUGAGAGAUGACAGUGACUCUCCAGCCACCACCUCCCACUUUGCUUCCUCACCCUGACACAGAGGAAGUUGGUUUAACAAAGAGCUUAAUUUAAGAAUUUGAAAUGCACAGAACCGUCACAGAAUGGUUUGGGAUGGAA
This is a messenger RNA of Corvus hawaiiensis (hawaiian crow), 1847 nucleotides long. Its product is annotated as splicing factor 3A subunit 2-like. The record is from RefSeq and is a predicted model, not a curated record. The coding region runs from base 256 to 693 and encodes 145 amino acids. The transcript has 2 exons. Lineage: Eukaryota; Metazoa; Chordata; Aves; Passeriformes; Corvidae.